Cryptotermes secundus is the source of this 8973-nucleotide messenger RNA. RefSeq names its product Krueppel-like factor 9. The record is from RefSeq and is a predicted model, not a curated record. Bases 1136 to 2062 code for a protein of 308 amino acids. Gene Ontology annotation, molecular function: DNA-binding transcription factor activity, RNA polymerase II-specific; RNA polymerase II cis-regulatory region sequence-specific DNA binding. The transcript has 3 exons. NCBI's taxonomy places the organism in Eukaryota, Metazoa, Arthropoda, Insecta, Blattodea, Kalotermitidae. Gene Ontology annotation, biological process: regulation of transcription by RNA polymerase II.
UGAUUUAUUAUGGACAUAAAUCAGUGGACAAUAAUAAAACCGCUAUUUUCUCUAUAUUAGGAAAGAAACUUUAUAAUCAUUUCUGUGUAAUUUUGAGUGCAUGUGUAUAAGAGCAUAGGUAAUUCCAGUAAUAUGUUAAAAUUAAACUGCCACUUGCACCGUAUUUUCAAGUGGCUGUUGACUGCAGUUCUAUGCAAUCACUGUAACCAUCUGUCUCUGAGGUUUUGGUGAAAUUUGCAGUCGAUAUGCAGAUGAUGGCCCAUGUGAGGCCGAAACAUGUAGUGAAAAACUAAAAAACUAAGAAAAUACAUGUAAAAUUAAGACAGUCCAAAGAAUUUUGACAUCAAUAUUAGUGUAUAAAGUUGUAUACCUGUAGUGUCCUAUGGACAUUUUAAUGAUUUUAACAAUCAUAGCAUCAAAAUACAUUUUAAGUGAACGACAUAUUCUUAAUGUCUUUAAUAUUGUUGUAUUUUCGACGGAUACUAUAGCAAAUAUACGUCAAUACAAUGGGAUGCUAAAAUAUAAUAGUAAAACUGAAAUUUUUGUGUAUUUUGAGAUGUCGAUUAUCUGAGAUUUUACAAUGUUUCUAAGGAAUUCUGUGAACAUUGUUCUAUUGACGAAUACAAUGUCAAUAUUUCCUUAUAUUCUAAAUUUAUGAAUAUUCAAUGCAAGGAAUUUUAAAACUUUGGACCUUCCGAGCUGCAAUACAGUCGUGUUCCUAAACCCACAAGGGCUUUUACGCGAUUCAAGAUUCGCGGCUCGGUACAAAAUACUACCAGUAGAUCGCAGUAGAUGGCCCUUGCAACGCUUGCAACGGUAUCUUGCCGCGACUCGUGUCUGUGACAGCCAAUAGGCGCUUCGUAGGAGAUCAUGUGACAUCUGCUGUCUUGCUCCUGUGGAAAGUUAGGGACGAGCACAUGGUGAAUUUAGUAGUGUGUUGACGUUGGGAGAGGUUAGUGGUGUGUUAGGGGAACGGGAAACGGGGCAUUUCUAACAAAGAAAACUGGAUUUUAUUUUUGUGGCGCCUAUAAGAUACUAGUCGGGGGCUGUAAUACUUCUAAAAGCCCUUCGACUGACAGCUUGAGUGUUGUAAACUCGUGUAUUAUAUUUUACUCGAUUAUUAACGCCGUCAGUAAUGGAUCAAGAUAUAAAUUUCGCCGCUCAGUGUUUGUUGGCUAUGUCACAUGCCAAAGACCAUAACUGGACUCCGGUACCAUUAGAUUUAUCACACAGAUCUAUGGCAGCAACUAGAGAUCGCAGCUAUUAUCAUAGUGGAAGUGUGAAUAAUAAUAACAAUAAUCACCACCACGCUGUUAUUGUUGAAAGCGUCAACGCCCCUAUUCCUUCCGUAUUUGUGGAACAGGAUGUUGCUGGUACCACUGUAACGGCAAACAGCAAUGAAUCGUCUUCGCUUUACAUGGUAGCCCGAAUUUUAACAGAUUUAACACGUAUCAAGCAAGAACCUGUUCCAAAUGUACCAAGCAGUCAUGACGAGGAAGGUGAUGAGAGCGACGAACUUAUGAUUGAUGAAGACGAAGAUGUAGAGGUGAAUGUGAAUGUGACUGUGUCGAACUUAAAUAAAAAGGUUCAGUUGCCAUCCAAGCUCUCACGCAAAAAUGCUGCGUUGUCUUCGGGACGCAAGAAUUCCUCGUCUUCCAGUAGGCCAUCAACGAGAUCAGUGAUUAUCAAAAAGACUCACAAAUGCGUUUACACCGGUUGUGACAAGGUUUAUGGGAAAAGUUCUCAUCUAAAGGCGCAUCUCAGGACACAUACAGGGGAGCGACCAUUCCCUUGCGUCUGGCCGGCUUGUGGGAAGCGCUUUGCACGUUCGGAUGAACUUGCCCGCCACACUCGGACACACACGGGAGAAAAGAACUUCACCUGUCCCGUCUGCAGCAAGAAAUUUAUGCGCAGCGACCAUCUCAGCAAACACGCUCGCCGCCACCCGAAUUUCGACCCGUCAGUUCUGAGGCAGAGGAGAGCCCCCAAUAAAGCCUUCUCCAUCAAUUCGAGUGAAGGAACGCCAUCGGAGGUGCUGUCAGACUCCUUGCCAUCGCCUUAGCUGCUUCUGUCCACUGCAAGGUGACGCCGUCUCUAGACGCUUUCCGUUCCUCUGUCUUGUCAUUUUGUUGCUCUUCUCCUGAUUUCAGACAAAAUAGAAUCGCUACAGUUUCGUGAUUGCUCCAACGUUUUUAUCUUUUUUUAUUAAUGGAAUAUCGACUCUCACUUUAUAUUUAUUCCUCCAGAAAGCUUAAUAUUGUGUUUUCUAUGUAUGGUUUGAAUCUCCAUUUGUGUUAGUUUUGUUUCAUAAAAAGGUAAUUAAUAUACAAACCAACAACAAUUAUAAUAUGGUUUAGAUUUGAUUUAAUAUUAUAAUGGAACCGUUUCUUUGUAAUUUGUUUGAGUGGUGUCCAAAUUACUUAUGUGGGCUGGAUUAUACUUCUUGAGAUAUAUUUUAAUAAUUUGAAGAAAUGUUAUAUUGAUCAGACCUGCAUACAUAAUGUAUGAACUACAUGUAUUGAAAUGCUACCUUUUCAUUGUGAUUAAUAUAAAAGAACGUUACAGUUCACUUACAUGGUUUCAUUAGGGUCUUUCCAAUCUUGGGGAAGGAGUGGGAUUGCUUUUUAUGUCAGUACCCUGUAUGUUUAAACAAUGCCACCAAAAUAUUAUAUGUUUGUAUUGGUUUUAAAGUCCAGUCAUUACACCUACAAUGAUUUGUUGGGUAGGGUUAAGAACAGCUUGCCUACAGGCAGCUCAUUACAUCUGGGAGAGGUGCCAUUGUGCGAUAAUAUAUGGCAUCUCUGGAUGUGGCUUCCGAAGUGUAAUAUUUUUGUACUGUUUUCAACAUUCAGUCAUUACCCCAACAAUAAUUUGUUGUGUAUGGUUAAGAUCAGCUUGCAUAGAGGUAUCCCGUUACAAUUUAACUUUGGGGGGUGGGGGUGAAAGUACGCAAUACUAUGCAGCACCUCGGAUGUAGUGCUGCUACACAAAAGUACAGUUUUAGCAUUAGGCCUAAGUUUGAUGAAACUUGUUCCAUGCAAUGCAUAUAACAAACCUCAUGUAAUAUAGUCUAAUCUAAGCUCCAGUUAAAUGUAUUGUUUUUAUAUAUACACAUUUAUUUAACAAAACUGAAAACAAUAGUGUUCCAUUAGAUCUCAUGUCAUAAAACAUCCGAAGUGUGAUGAAUCUUAAAUUCGAUGUUCUCAUGGUAGUAACUAUGGAGAGUGCCAUCUUUUGGAAUGUGGUGCCUUGUAGUCUGUUAGACGUUUACCGACGUUUCUGUCUCGAGGGUCGUGGAGUGAACCAGACGGGCAGGCAGUCAGUAAGAAGCAAGAGCAAGAAAAGCUCUACUACCUGACAACAACCAGAAUACAUGGUGGCACAUCUAAGAAGAUUGUACUCUUUUGAGGAAUCUUGUUCAGUAAACAAGAUAUUGCUCAGUGCCCUUAUACAGACGGAAACUGUAUAUUGAUUGACGCUGGACAGUUUUAUUACUAUUAGUUAUAUAUUUGUUUUUCUGAAUAAUAAUAAUAAUAAUCUCACAUAUUCCUUGAAAUCUGUGCAGGUAGUAUGAAUGUAAUCUGAACAUGAAGGUGGAUGUGUGUGAUUAUAAUACAGCACAAGUGAAUAUGACCCAUUAUAUAAAUAAAUAAAAUGCUCAACCGUUCCUACAUAGCAUAAUUAAAUAGUCUUUACAAAACAAUUGCUACAUUAGUGGAUUGUAAACACGAGGUGAGCAUCUCUCUGUCUCUCUCUCCUGUGCUGUCUCUGGCAAUGAGACUCUGAAACCAUAAUAUGAAUAGUUAUGACUGUAUCCAUAUCUCUUGCGCCAUAUCCCACUUUUUUUUCUAUCAUUAUAGUCAAUAGAGCACAAACUUAAUGAAACAACCCAGGCCUUCUUAUAAUUAUUAAUAAUAAAACUGUGUAUAAUCAAAAUGGAAGUCCUGUGUAUGAAGAAUGAUGAUCAUUGGUCCUUCUAACUUCAAUAAGAAACUGUAGAAAAACUGUAAUCCCAUUGACUAUUUUAAUAGGAACUUUUAAAUGUGGCAUUAGACUGCAGCAUUUGUAUAAUGCGGACACCAGUCCUUCUGUUUAAAUCAGCACAUAUGUAGUCUGUUCAGUACAAUUUAUAAUCUCACUUGAGGUCCAGGAAAAAUGUAGUUGAUGUGAAUUUAUUUGUGUAAGUUUAGAUUUUAUUUAGAUGAUUUUGGAGGGAUUUUAAUGAUGAAAUUAAUGUAAUUUAUUUGCAGGACGUUAUAUGUUUAAAGACUAUCCUGAUAAUGUAUACAUAAAUCAUACUUCUCUUUGUUUUAACUGACUAAAAUAUUAGAACAAACAUUCAAAACAGGAAAAUCUGUUGGCCUAUGUAUUCAAGUUUUCAGAAUUAAAAUCGUGAAAAGGUGAAACAGUGGUCCAAGUCAACAGUGAUUCUGGAAGUGCACUUCUGAUGGAAAUGACAGAAUGUCAUUUCGGUAUGUUUUGUUGUGUGUGACAGCUGCAGUUGCUACAUAUAUGUGUGCGAACAGGGUAAGGUGAUUGUGAUGCAGCUUGACUUUUGAAACAAUAUGAUAACACAGACAAAUUUCAUUAUACCACUAAAUCAAUGAAAAACAUUCCUUUAUGGUCACAGACAGUGCUAGUGAACGAGGAGCAUUACUCUCGGUAAUGUUUACUAAGUUUUGCUUAUAUGAAGCAAAUGUGUAUUUGAACAGGUUUAGAGCACAGCACAGAUUAAUUAUAUGGCAUCCCUCUUGUCUCUGUAGGUGUGUAGUUAAUAGAAGGCUGUUAGUAUAAUUACAAAUAAAGGGAAAUUGUCUGUAUAUUAAUUUUUGAAGAACGUAAACAAGAAAUUCAUUAGACUGGGGAAAAGGGUGGAAAUGUUUUCUCUCUUUGUCUGCCUCUCUUGGCACUUACAUACCCAACUGAAGUAUAUUGUAGUGUUGAUGGCCCAUAGAAUGGAUAUAUUCAUGGGCUGGAAACAUGACAAAAUCUGAUAAAUAUGUCAGUCACAAGUCAUAAAGUGACAGUGACAGGUUUGAAAAAUUGUCGUGAUCGAUUUGUGUCAUUGUUUUACCUUUUCUUCAGAGCGUACCUGGUCUGUGAUUAUUAGCAGUUACAGACAAGAUAUUAUGCAUUUUGUAUCGGAAUUCACAUGCAUAAGGGAUGUUUCAGAUGUGAUAGUUGAGCCUAUAUAAACAUGACCAUCUUCAUAUAACUUACUAUUGGUCCAAUCUGAAUCCAAUGUUGACUGACAUUGGUCCAUUACAGAGUCAAUAAUGUGCUUCUAGUGUAGGAGUAUUUGAAGAUGCAUUGUGCAGAUUCUUACUGGACGGAUGAUAUCUCUUCUAAGAAUGAGAAAUACUUCUUUUUUAAAAAAACUACUAUUUUCUACUAACUAUUUACAUUCUUUCGCUUUAGAAAUAACUAGUAGAAUAAAUGUAACCUCUGUAUCGAGUCCCACCCUGUAUUGACAGCUUCUUGGGCCACCAUUUCAAAGCGGUUGUUUUGUGAUAGCAAGAGGGGUUUCAUUAUGCAUGUCAUGGAUGUGACUCAUAAUGGCCGACUUAGUUUUAGUGUCUGGGUAGUUUAAUUACCAAAAGAAUAGCAUGUCAUGAUGCAUCCUGGAAACUACCGAAGAAAUUUUCAAUACUGUACGGUAUGCUUCAUUACAGCACAGUUCCUAAACUAAUAUAAUAAGACCAUCAACCAUUUUGAAGUGGGGGUUAUAUUAUCUUGUCAAACAGGGUUGUAGAUUUGUAAAAGGACAUAUUCAGAGAUUUUUCUUAGGUCAUUCUUUGAUCCUGCCUAGGUAUAUUGUGUUGAUACUACAAUGGGUGCAAGUGGAAAAGUCACAUGACUCUAGAAAAAUGUAUGUGCAUGUCCAGAGGUGGCAAACAUUGAACCCAUGUGCAAGACGAUAAAAUCUGUGGCAUGACAGUGGAAGUGGUCAAUCCUCACACAUGGCACAUAUAGUGUCUCUGGAAAUUGAAUCUAGUUUUGUGUUCAAUUUGAUAAAUGGAAUUAUAUUGCAAUUUUUAGUAUUAGACUUCAACAUAGUGCCUGUCAUAGCAAACACUAAUUGGUCUGAUUUUGUUUCAUUGAUUUUUCAUUGCAAAUGUUUUGAGUGUGGAAUUUUCAUGUAGAUUAUCCUAGUCUCACAGAACAGUUACAGAAAAAGAUAUUAGAACCUUCAUGUAGAUUAUCAGGCUUUUACAGGUAGAUUCAAGAGUAUGACUCAGUUGGAAGUUUCCAUGGAAUAAUGUGCAUUUUAGUUAAUUUCAUUAUAUGAGAGACUAUGUUCCUUGGAAUUACGUGUGUAAAUUAAUUGGUGUGGCAAAGAGAUUGAAGAAUAAUUCAUUUGAAUUGAUUUCAUGCCUUAAUGAAUAUGUAUGUUUCAGGAGGCAAAAUUUAACUUCUGUUAAACCCCUGUGUUUGCUACUUCAACUACAGAAUCAUCUAGUUAUCACAAAUAUGUACUGACAACAUGUCAUGCCACAGGUGUACCACAUCUUUAUCAUAGUGCAGAUAACUUUUAACUUUGCCUGCACUGCAAAGCCUUAAAACCUAUAGCCGUAAAAUGUUGCAGAGCUUGUUCGUAUCUUAAUAUUCGGAGUUCUCAGGGUAUAGCUCAAGUAUAUUAAGCAAAGUAGAUCGUUCUCAUUUAAGAAAAAAUAAUUAUCGUGGGCAGAUCAGUUUAAAAUUCUUCCACCUUUCAAAACUUCUGACAGAUACCCCGCGAGUCACUUCUAAAAAACAUGUGAUGUGUGUGUGUGUGCAACUUAGUUUACUGAAUUAUAAUGGUAUGAAUGUGUGCUGAGAAUGAAUCUCAAAGAUAACAUUAAGUAGUGUGGACAAGUUCAUAGCUUUGUAGGAGAUAACAUGCAGGCAUUAAACAUAUUACUAUCAUCAUAUUAUAUUGUAUUAUAUAACAAAGCAAUCACGAUUUUUGGAACACAUAACAUUACAAUUUGAAGAUAUUAAUUGUAGUAAGCUCAAGACAAAAUGAUUUGCAACCAUGGGAGGUUAUACUUAGGAGGGGAGAGUAGGGGUUGGAAAUUGGAGGAGUGGCGUUUUGUCAAUUCUCAAUAUUUAACAUCAACCUUAGAUAUAAUUCGUCAGCAUUUAAAAUUAGGUACUUUUACUAAGCAAACAAUUUUAACUCAGUAUUUAUAUUUAAAAAGUGUAUCUCAUGCUGGUGCAGAGUAGUUAAUAUAUUUCAGCAUCUCAGACCCAGCUGAGAAAGAAAAUGUAUUCAGCGAAAUUUCUUCAUAUGAAAUGUUAAGACGUAAUUAAUGGUUCAGUAAUGAGAAAACUAUUUUUUUGUCUUCAUUUUAGUGUGGCUAGUGUAAAAUUGAUUUUUGUGGAGCUAGGUAAGGACCAGUUCAAAAGUAAGUUCAUCUUAAAGCUUUUCAUAAGGCACCAAUCAUUUCUGUGUGUGUGUAUCUGUGCUGGGUCUUCUUAUUAAAAUCUUUAUUCCUAUUUUAAAUAUACCUUGCAGUUGUUGCAUAUAUAGUGACAAGCUUCAUGUUUCGGUAUUUUCGCUCUUGUUUUUAUGAAUAGACAACUAAAAGGAGAGUAUCUUUUAUUCUUUUGAAUAUAACAAUUUUUUAGAAUCUGAGAAAUGAGUUAGUUUGCUUUGCAGUUGAUUCAGGUUAAAAUGCAAGGACUUAUUGGUCCUGCAUUGGCAUUAGUGGCCAUUACAAGAAUGAUAAGAAACAGAAGCCCCACACUACCAAAAUCACUGCACUAAAUCCCAAAGUCUGUUAUCUGUAAACAGACUUAAUUCUACUCAUGGUCUGCUUUAAUGAACUGGCCCUCACUCUCCACUCCCCCAUAUCUUGGGUGUGUGCGUGCGUUAUAUUCUUGUGGCUUGUCUCUGGAAUUUUAUUGCAAAUAAACUGGUUCUAAUAAUGGUUCAAACAUAUUAACCAUGGAGACCAAUCUGACCUUUGGCUUUUAGUUUGGAAUAUGAAAAUGUUCUUCAUUUGCCUCACUUCCCAGUUCUUUAAAUCGGUUUUAAAUUUUGAUGAAAGUCCAAACAGUUGCAGAGAAUGUUUGGACAAAAACUGCAUAACUAGUUAUUAAAAUUAGUUCUAUGCAAAGGACAUAUGCAUAGACCAGUGACAUAGUUAGGUUUGUUUACUCUGAAGUUUCUCCAAGCACAAACAAUGGAUGGAAUAGAAAACGGUGUCAAUUCAUGUACUUGGUGGACAUUAUUAGUAAGUAUUUGGAAAAGCUAACCAUCCUAGUUUCUUUGGAUAUUUCUUGAAAUUAGAAAUUUCACUUGAAUUACAGAAAAUGUCAAUAUUACCCUAGACUUACUGUUUUAAUAACAAUAAAAACAUUUGGUACCAACAGAAGAUCAAAACUUUUAAGAUGUUGCGCAUGACAUGCAAAUUUAAUAAAUCUUGGACUUUCAAUAUCUAAAUAGACUGUAUGUCAUACAGCUUGCCGCAAGACGUCCACUGUUAGGCAUGAGCACAAAAUUUUUAACGAAUAAAUAUAAUGCAAUAUAGAAUAUCACAGAUAUAGUUUUAUUACAUUUAAAGUAUUAUUAGGGACAGGCCACUUGAAUAAACUAUCCAUGGAAAUGCAAAUAUGUUCGUUUACCUGUAAAUGCCAGAGGAACUCUUGAGCAAAGUGAUCAUUAUACCAGCUGUAUAAUUUAAAUUUGGUUACUUAACUCUGAAAAAUUAGAACAUGAUAAUAUAAGUAUAAGACAAAAUAUAAUGCUGAUAUAUUUGUUUUAGCAAAGUUUACAUUAUAAUCCACACUGUAGGGCAAUGACUUAUAACAAAGAUAAGUACAGAAAUAAUAUUAUAAUAGUGUAUUCCUGCUCAUGUUAUAAGGAGAGUACUUAACUGAAACCUGAGUGUAAAUAUUAUUCAUGUAUGUAGUGUCAUGUAAAAUGGUACAAAUAAUGAACUUGUAUAUUUAUGGAUAUUUUAAGAAAUAAAUGGUAUUCUAAAGAAA